CAGAGUAACUACUUAAAACAUGUCUACAAUCAGUUUGAACAACUCAUGUAAUGAAAACCUUCAAGGAACGUCCGCAGAACUCUUUCUGACGCUACUAAAUACUUUGAUGGCUGCCAGGUGCUCGUUGGGAAACCCCAAAAAUUACCCUGAAGAUUUCGGACCAGAUAUAAGAGACGGAGAUGAAUUUGAUUUUAUCGUAAUCGGUGGAGGUUCUGCAGGAUCCGUGGUGGCCAACAAAUUGAGCGAAAAUCGGAAUUGGAAAGUUUUGGUACUAGAAGCUGGUGGACUGCCAUCUGCUACUAGUGAUAUACCAGCGCUGCUUUUCCACCUUCAAGGAACACAAGAAGAUUGGGCUUACAAAACAGAACCACAAAAAAGCAGCUGUUUGUCAAUGAAAAACAAACAAUGCAAGUGGCCGCGAGGUAAGGCACUUGGAGGAAGUAGCGUUUUAAAUGCCAUGUUGUACGUCAAAGGAAAUAAAGGAGACUACGACCACUGGGCAGAACUCGGCAACACUGGGUGGGACUGGGACAACAUUAAGAAAUAUUUUACGGAACUGGAGAAAGUGCUACCGCCAGAAUCUGAAAACACGCUGUUGGGAACUAAGGGACUGUUGACUUUGACUAAAAAAUCUUCAAAUGAACCAAUCAAAAUUUCACUACAAGAAGCCUAUGAACAAAUGAGAAUAAAAUAUUUAAAAGAGCAGAAUCCCGAAAAACCAAUCGGCACCGUAGAUGUGCCCAUGUGCAUCGAAAAAGGACAAAGAGCUAACACAGGAAAAAAGAUAUUGGGCAACUAUCAAAACAGACAUAACCUCUUAAUCUCGUUGCGUUCCUUCGUCCAAAAAAUAACAAUCAAAGAAAAAGUAGCAAGAGGCGUAGAAGUGGAGAUAGGAGGCAAAUUAAUAAAAUUGAAAGCUAAAAAGGAGGUGAUCGUAUCUGGAGGUGCCAUUAAUUCACCGCAAUUAUUGAUGUUAUCCGGAAUUGGACCUAAAGAGCAUUUGCAAAGCCUUGGAAUAGACGUGGUGGAAGAUUUGCCAGUCGGACGGUUUAUGCAGGACCAUUUGGUAUCUUUUCAAGAAAUAAAAUUGUCUUUGGACGCUAUUCAGUAUCCGAAAGGACCUGCUGAUCCUCUGUAUGAAUAUUUUAUGCGUCAAGAAGGCCCCCUUGCUUCUAUCUCCCUUACGAACUUCUUGAGCUUCUUUAACACCAAAAACGAUUCGAUGUGGCCCAACUGUGGUUUCCACUAUCUUUUAUUCCCUCCAAACGACCAGCUACUUAGCACUGCCGUUAGCCGGGGUGUAGGAUUUAUUGACAGUAUAGCGGCCACCAGAAGCAAUGAAUGCAAAUUGAAUCCUUGUCUAUUGACGAUUCCUACCCUGCUCACUCCUAAAUCCAUGGGACGGAUUAUGUUGAAGAGCAAAAACCCUCGAGAUUAUCCACUGAUUUAUUCGGGAUAUUUGACCGACGAAGCUGAUGAGGAUAUGGCAGUUAUGAUAGAAGCAAUUAGAUUCAACGAAAGGUUAAUCCAAACUCCGGCUUUCCAAAAACACAACCCCGAAGUCAUCAGAUACCCAAUACCAGAGUGUGACAAGUUGAAAUACGGAAGUGACGCAUAUUGGGAAUGCUUUAUGAGGAACGUGGCUACCACUUUGUAUCAUCCAACUAGUACUUGCAGGAUGGGUGUCAGAAAAAAUAAUUCCGUAGUGGAUCCGAGAUUACGGGUUCAUGGUGUUAAGAAAUUGAGGGUGGCCGAUGCCAGUAUUAUGCCGAAAGUGAUUAGCGGUAAUACGCAUGCGCCUAGUAUGAUGAUUGGAUUCAAGGCUAGUGAUAUGAUUAAGGAAGAUUGGUUUGAAUGACAUCUCGAUGUAUGAUAGGCAAUUUAGUUUAAGUGUGACAUUUAGGAAUAAAAGGUGACGUGAUAGUUUUAUGAAUUUUAAACUGACUUCAAAAAAGGAGGAGGUUCUCAAUUCGUCUGUAUAUUUUUUUAUGUGUGUCCGAUAUCAAUGAUUCUUUUUUUGUUAGAAAGGGGGUACUUCAGGGGUGGUCCCAUAUAAAUUUAGUUAAGAUGUGGAUAUGGCAUCUGCACGAUUUUGAAGUCGGU
Messenger RNA from Psylliodes chrysocephalus, 2103 nucleotides. The record is from the annotation of a GenBank genome assembly. NCBI's taxonomy places the organism in Eukaryota, Metazoa, Arthropoda, Insecta, Coleoptera, Chrysomelidae.